AUGGAGGCCAUGGCUGCAAAAGGCAGCCCGAAGCCCGUCCCCAACUAUCUUCGGCCAUCAACCGGGUCGUGCCACGACGCGUGCAAGCACGGCGGGCAUCACGCGUUCGAGGAGAAACAAGCUCCAAGGGCCCAACCCAAACCCCGGAAGAAGCAGCAGCCAUCGGCUUCCGAUGACCACAAGACAAGGCUGGUCAAGGUACGGUCGGUGUCACGCAGGCGUGUCGGAGAUUUCAGCAAACCCGACAAGGCCGAUACGCCGGCCGGUGGGAGCGAGAUUGUUGUUGAGUGGAAGGACAUCGUGGCCUAUGAUGCAGCGCCAGUGCCAGUUCCGGCUCCAGCCUCACCCGACGGGCCAUCUCAUCAACAACCUGAUGGGAGGAACAAGAGGGAUGUCAAGGGGAAAGCACCAUUUGCCAAGGCCACCCAUCCGGAGAAGCAAACCGAAUCACUGAACAAGAGGCUGGCUAAGACCGUCAGGUCGACGCUCACCGGGAAGGCCUCCGUGAAGAAGCCUCAAGCCGCCACUAACAGUUCACCUUCUCACAAGAAGGGGGCUGGCAAGCCUCCGAAAGCCAAGAAAUCUGCGACAUUGCCCGUCGAAAACAAGGAAAUUGUCCAGGGUGACGCAACUCAUAAUGAUGUUAAACAGGGCAAGUCACUCUACACUCCCGACCAAGAAGAGCGUGCUGCCAUUGCUCUUUCAAUGAGACCCAUCCUGGCACCGGCACAUCGGAGGGCCAAGAGCAUGAGCAUCAGCAACCGAUCGGUGCGCUUCCCGUUCACCCGACAACCGAGCAACAACUCGGCCACCUUCAAGCUGCGCUCCAAGAGCAGCAAGGCACCCAUCCUCCCAUCCGAACAAGACAAGCCCACGCGGCUCAGGUUCAGAAAGGGGAGAGCAGCCGGCGAGGAGUCCAGCGGCGGCAUCCAGCUCAGGGCCAGGAGCCUGCGGAGGCGAGGGAGCAGCAUGUCCGGCAGUGCAACAGGCUUCAUUGUGCCAGAGGUGAUGCUGAGGCACCAAAAGACGCUGGAGAGGAAGAAGAGCCGGAGGCUGUCCAACAACCUGAUCGAGGAGACGGCGAGCAGGCUGGCCAAGAGCAGGAAGAGCAGGGUCAAGUCCCUUGUUGGGGCUUUCGAAACUCUCUUCUCCAAGAUCGGAAAGUAG
This is a messenger RNA of Triticum turgidum subsp. durum (durum wheat), 1167 nucleotides long. The record is from the annotation of a GenBank genome assembly. Lineage: Eukaryota; Viridiplantae; Streptophyta; Magnoliopsida; Poales; Poaceae.